This is a messenger RNA of Botrytis cinerea B05.10, 1132 nucleotides long. RefSeq lists its product as hypothetical. The coding region runs from base 97 to 1017 and encodes 306 amino acids. Gene Ontology annotation, molecular function: aldehyde-lyase activity. NCBI's taxonomy places the organism in Eukaryota, Fungi, Ascomycota, Leotiomycetes, Helotiales, Sclerotiniaceae. The record is from RefSeq and is a predicted model, not a curated record. The transcript is spliced from 2 exons. Gene Ontology annotation, cellular component: cytoplasm.
GGUCCUAUUCCCGUUGCCCAGCACAUCCCCCCCAUUACUCAGAUUUGUCACUUUCGCUUGCGGGCAUCACGCAAAUCACCAAACCACAAAACUCAAAUGGCUCCUACUCGUCCGCAAAGCCAAAUCAUUCCUAUUGUUGAGAACGGGAAUGGGCCAAUAACAGACCGAUAUUCUGAAUCUUCGUUGGUGAUUGACAAUAUUUUGACGACCAAGGCUUUUGAUGGACGGCUGUGCAAGGCUCUGGGUGUUCGCAUGGUAACAAACCCCUUGAUUGUAGCAUUAGCCCGCAAUGCCGGGUUUGAUUGUCUCUUCAUCGACCUGGAACAUUCCUCCCUCUCCCUCGCUGAAGCAAGCGCCAUCUCCUACACUGCUACUCUGACGGGUAUAAUGCCUUUGGUUCGUCUGCCUUGGCAGUGCGGUUCUGGUUAUGUCCAGCAAGUUCUGGACGGUGGUGCAAUGGGAGUUAUCUUCCCGCACAUAGUUACGAGAGAAGAUGCAUACGCAGCCGUCCAGCAAUGUAAAUUCCCACCAUGGGGCAAACGUUCAAUGUGGGGUCAACAACCCGUCCUUGGGAUGCGACAAACGCCACUCCCUAUUCUAGUGGAAACCUGCAAUGCGAAAGGCUCUUCGGUAUUAGUGAUGAUCGAAGCUUUAAGCAGCCUCAAAAACCUCGAGUCCAUCGCCGCCGUGGAAGGUGUCGAUACGUUGCUCGUUGGUUGUCUAGACUUGUCAACUGAUAUGGGCAUCCCUGGUAACUUUGACAGUGAGUAUUUCCGAUCUGCUUUGAUAGAUGUCAGUCAGGCGUGUCGGCGUCAUGGGAAGGUGAUGGGUUUGGCGGGGAUCUAUAACAAUCCUUCACUUCAGAGCUGGGCAAUUAACGAUUUGGGCGUGAGGUUUAUGCUGUGCCAGCAGGAUUCAAAUCUUAUUGCUUCUGCUGCGAAGGAGUGUGUGGCUGCUGUGGUGAGGGUGGAUGGAGGACAUACUCAUAUGGAAGUGGUGUCUCCGCGGCAGAAGUAAUGUCCAUAGCGUUUUGGUUUUUGGGAAAGCGUUGGAGAAAGGUGCAUGUUAGUGUUAUGAUAAUCAAACCCAUUUUUAGAACGUUAACGUUUCUGAAUGAUGUACUACGAUCUCA